AUGGAACAAAAUAACGGCAGUGAAGUGACUGAAUUCAUCCUCCUGGGAUUUGCUGGUCAGCACAGGUCCUGGCACGUCCUCUUCACAGCCUUUCUCAUCAUCUACGUGGCCACCCUGGUGGGCAACGCUGGGAUGAUCCUGCUCAUCAAGGCUGACCCUGCCCUUCACACACCUAUGUAUUUUUUUCUCCAAAACCUGGCUUUCGUGGACCUCUGUUACUCCUCUGCCAUCACGCCCAAGAUGCUGCAGAACUUCGUAGGGACAAAACAGUCCAUCUCCUUCAUGGGAUGCAGGGUGCAACUCUUAGUCUAUGGGACUUUUGCAACCAGUGACUGCUUCAUCCUGGCGUCCAUGGCCGUGGACCGCUACGUGGCCAUCUGCAAACCCCUGCGCUACCCGGUGAUCAUGUCCCAGAGAGUCUGCAUUCAGCUGCUGCUUGGUUCGUACUUCAUGGGCUUCCUAAAUGCUUCUGUAAACACGAGUCUGACUUUUUCCUUGGACUUCUGCAAAUCUAAUGUAAUUAAUCACUUUUUCUGUGAUGUACCUCCACUUCUUGCUCUGUCAUGCUCCAGUAUUGACUUCAGUGUCAUGGUCCUGACAGCCUUUGUGGGAUUUAACUUGAUGAGCACUGUAUUGGUCGUCAUUUUUUCCUACAUAUGGAUCCUGGCCGCCAUCCUCAGGAUGUCUUCGGCCGCAGGAAGGAGAAAAGCCUUCUCCACGUGCACCUCUCACCUGACAGCCGUCACCAUCUUCUAUGGGACUCUAUCUUACAUGUACCUACACCAUCGUACUCCUGAGUCUCAAGAACAGGAAAAGGUAGCAUCUGUAUUUUAUGGCAUAAUUAUUCCCAUGUUAAACCCCUUGAUCUACAGCCUGAGAAAUCAAGACGUAACACAAGCUCUAAAAAAGGUAGGAAAGAAAUGCUUGUAA
Molecule: messenger RNA, 930 nt
Organism: Cavia porcellus (domestic guinea pig)
Lineage: Eukaryota; Metazoa; Chordata; Mammalia; Rodentia; Caviidae
Product: olfactory receptor 5AK2-like
Exons: 1
Coding region: 1-930 (309 amino acids)
Biological process (GO): sensory perception of smell; G protein-coupled receptor signaling pathway
Cellular component (GO): membrane
Molecular function (GO): odorant binding; olfactory receptor activity; G protein-coupled receptor activity
Source: RefSeq, a predicted model, not a curated record